CCACCCUGAGGCUAGCAGGCUAGCAGAGCGGCUGACAGUGGACCAACUGUAACGUUAGCAAACAAGCUAAUUAGCCGGACAGACUGAGCCUGGGAUUACUGUGUUUAAUCAGAAGACAGCGCGAAGUCUGAGGGUUUUUACUCACUGCGGCACAAUGAAGAUAACUGUGGAUUUCGAGGAAUGUUUGAAGGACUCCCCACGGUUCAGAGCCACCAUAGAGGAAGUGGAGGGGGAUGUGUGUGAGUUGGAAUCCAAACUCGACAAACUGGUGAAGUUGUGUAUUGGGAUGAUCGAUGCUGGAAAAGCCUACAAUGCAGCUAAUAAGCAGUUUGUUAACGGAAUCCGGGAGCUAGCCCAGCAGUCCACCAGAGAUGAAGUCAUCGAGUCCAGUCUCACAAAGUUUGCUGAGAGCCUGCAGGAGAUGAUCAACUAUCACACGAUAUUAUUCGAUCAAGCCCAGAGAUCAAUCAAGACCCAGCUUCAAACAUUUGUCAAAGAUGACCUACGCAAGUUCAAAGAAGCCAAGAAGCAAUUUGACAAAGUGAGCGAGGAAAAGGAGGCAGCUCUGAUCAAGAACGCUCAGGCCCCCCGCAACAAGCAGCAUGAGGUGGAGGAGGCAACCAACAUUCUCACUGCCACGCGCAAGUGCUUCCGACACAUCGUCCUCGACUACGUCUUACAGAUCAAUGUGCUACAAUCCAAAAGAAGAUCGGAAAUCCUGAAAUCAAUGUUGUCCUUCAUGUACGCGCACCUGACAUUCUUUCAUCAAGGAUAUGACCUCUUCAGUGAACUACAACCUCUAAUGAAACUGCUUGGAGGACAGUUGGACCAGCUGGUGGUGGAUGCUGCCAAAGAGAAGAGGGACAUGGAGCAGAAACACUCGACCAUCCAGCAAAAGGACUUCUCAAAUGACGACACCAAGCUGGAGUACAAUGUGGAUGCAGACAACGGCAUCGCCAUGGAAGGUUAUCUCUUUAAGAGGGCCAGCAAUGCCUUCAAGACGUGGAAUAGGCGUUGGUUCUCCAUCCAGAACAAUCAGCUAGUUUACCAGAAGAAAUUUAAGGACAACCCUACAGUGGUGGUGGAGGACCUGAGACUAUGUACAGUCAAACACUGUGAGGACAUAGAGCGUCGCUUCUGUUUCGAAGUGGUGUCACCCACAAAGAGCUGUAUGAUGCAGGCAGACUCAGAGAAGCUGCGGCAGGCCUGGAUCAAAGCCGUCCAGAACAGCAUCGCCACCGCCUUCCGUGACAAGGGAGAUGACGGCGAGAAGCUGGAUAGGAAGUCAUCCACGUCGACAGGGAGCCUGGACUCUGGUGGCGAACCGAAGGAGAGAUCACUGAAAGGAGAGAGUGCCCUGCAGAAGGUCCUGGCCAUUACAGGCAACACCUGCUGCUGCGACUGUGGCCAGCCAGACCCCCGCUGGGCCAGCAUCAAUCUGGGCAUCACCCUCUGUAUACAGUGCUCUGGUAUCCACAGGAGUCUGGGUGUGCAUUUCUCUAAGGUCCGGUCUUUGACUUUGGAUACAUGGGAGCCCGAACUACUAAAGUUGAUGUGUGAACUGGGAAAUGGAGCGAUCAACCAGAUCUAUGAGGCUCGGCGAGAGGAGCUAGGAGCCAGAAAACCCCAGCCAGGAGAUCCAAGACACGAGGUAGAGGCCUACAUCAAAGCCAAAUACGUGGACCGCCGGUUUGUACGCCGGCCGUCUGACGAGGAGCUCCGCGACAAAGUGGUUUCUCUGAGCAAACAGGAGAAGAGGCUGAGCAGCAGCUCUGAGCAUCUGCCCCCAAGACCACCACCACCCACCCCAAAACUCAGACCUGGUUCAAACGUCUCCGGACAGUCCGCUGUUGCCAGCGGCUUGGAGGCCCGCCGCGACUCUCUCUUCUGUCCUGACGAGCUUGACUCGCUCUUCUCCUACUUUGACAACUCCUCCAAGCUCAGGAGCAUAAAAAGUGCAGACAGCGGCAUCCAGAACAGCGCUGAUGGGAGCAGGGAGAUGCUGGCCAACACCCCCUCCAAUAACAGCCUCACCGAUGCAGAGGCUGCUGAGCCUCCGCCCAUGGCCAUGCCUGCCACACUGCCUCCUCCGUCGCCCUGUAAGGAGGUGGUUUUCUACGAGCCUAAGGAGUACAGCCCGGGUCUGCAGCUCUACUGGGCCUCAUGCGCCCGCAGCCUGCCGGACAUGGCGGAGGCGCUGGCCCACGGAGCUGAGGUCAACUGGGUCAACACAGAAGAUGAUAAGAGGACGCCACUCAUCAUGGCGGUGCAGGGGGGUUCGCUGGUCACCUGUGAGUUUCUGCUCCAGAAUGCAGCUAAUGUGAACCAGCAGGACGCUCAGGGCCGAGGACCCCUCCACCACGCCACCAUGCUGGGACACACAGGGCAAGUGUGUUUAUUCUUAAAAAGAGGAGCAAAUCAAAAUGCUGCAGACAUUGAUGAAAAAACACCCUUGACAAUAGCAGUGGAGGCCGCCAACGCCGACAUCGUCACACUGUUGCGACUGGCCAAGAUGAACGAGGAGAUGCGAGAGGCGGAGGGGCCCUACAGCCAGUCAGGAGAUGAAACCUACCAGGACAUUUUCCAGGAUUUCACCCACAUGGCUUCCAACGACCCAGACAAGCUGAACCGUUACCAGCAGUACGAUCAGCAAAAGCCUUGACACAACAUGCAACGCCGUCCACUCAGCACUCAGAGACACUGUCUGCUCAACCCGGGGAGACAAAACGAUGUCUGGAAAUACGUUGUCCACUUUCCCUUCAGCAUCAUUGAGCAUUAAUGCCGGUUAGUGCUGCCACAGCUGGACUGGAUGUCAUCAUAUCUAACGUGGCCGUAGCUCCCUUUCAGCAAUUUGUAUUCUUGUGACUUUGUUGAAAACUAAAGGCAUUUUACUCAAGUGAAGGGGAACUUCUGUGAACAGCAAACCUCACUUUUUUUUUUAAACAGUACUUUCCAGUAGGAUCUAUUACAAUAACUGAAUGGUACAGUUUUAAAGUCUUUUAAAUGAUUUACAAACAAAAAAUCAAAUGAUAAUUGAUGCUGGUCUGAAUGUAGAGCUGCCUUCCAGGCUGUCUUUUCUUAUUUUGGCCAAGUUUAAUCUUUUAUGUCACACUUUCUGACAGAAGAAAUCCAAAGACAAUUUCUUCUUUUUUUAAAAAAAUAUAAUAAAUAAAUAAAUCAGAGUGGAUGAACAGUUAAGUGCAUGACAAUACUCGAUUUCAAUUUUUAAGUGCUUCCUUUUUUCAAUAGGAUUUUCUUUUUUAGCAUAAACGUUGCUUUAGUGAACUCGCAAUAUGCUUUUACUUCCUUGCACAAAUCCGUUUGUCUUAAAUCGCCACUGAUGUUUACCAGUUUUGAUGGUAAGACUUUGACAUGUUAAACAAUGUACAGUGAUUAUAGAAGUGAACAUGUUAUUGAUGCGCCUGUAAUGUUAAAUAGAUACGAGUUUAUGAUUUUUAAAUGCUAGUUAUUUUUCCACACGUUCCUCUGAAUGAUUUAAAUUUUCCACGUUGUCACCACAUCAGUACCUGCAGUACGUGUCAGUGAGGCAAUCAGCCCGUCAGUGUUGUAAUUUUAUGGAAUUAAAAUAGCUUCAGUCGUGGUGAGACUAUGAUUAAUUUUCAGAUUUAGUCUCAUGCUGAUACGAGAUUAAAAAGUUGAGAUGUAGGCUUAGAAAGUUCUACAUUAGUUUGGACUGGUAUUGAAUAGAGGCCAUUUUAUUCCUGUUAAAUCUAGAAAUGCCAGUAACAGUAACACUGUAUUUUACAGGUUUGUAAUAACAAUAGCAAUUACAUGGGAAGUUUCCUGGAAACAACUGUGAAACUGAACUGCAGCUUGCUGUGGCUGCUCCUACUUCCAUUACUCACUGACAUAUUUAUCCACUGAUUUAAAAAAAACUAAAGAGAAUUACCAUUGUCUUGUUUUACAGAUUCUUUCGACUUCAAUUAUUAUAAAAUUCCCAAACAGUAACGUUGGAUUAUACGUAUGCACCGUUACCUGUGAAUCCAUUGUGCGUCGGUAGGCUGUUAAAAAAAUGGUGUGUGAGUGGCGGACCCUGCCACUAACAAUGCAAACUACUAUAUAUAGAGAUAAUUACUGAUUCUUAAUACAUUGAAUGGCUAUUGCUAAAAAACAAUGCCGACCAUAAAUAGCAAAUUAUUUUUUAAAUUACGGACCUGUAAAAUAAAGCGUUAAAGAAAUGGCGUACAUUUUCAUUUCAUGUGUUGAGUUGUUAAAGAAACCUUUUUAGUUACAUCAAGCGACUUCACUGAAAUGAAAUCUGCAAAUUUUAAUAUUAGAGGUCAUGUACUGUACUGUAGGAUCUGUGAUUUUUGCCUUAAAAAACUGUAAAAUCUUCACUUCUCUUUGCAUUACCAGUAUGUAGUAAGGUAUGAUAUGAAGCACAGAGGAAGCAUUUAGCCAAUGAAACAUGGGAUACAAUUCUUGUACAUUUUGUACAGAUGCUUUUGAAUUCUCCAGAGAAGUGAAGUAUAAAAGUUAGUGGUACUUGAAUCAUUAAAUAAGCUUUUGUAUAUGCUGUUCUUUGUAUCCUUAGGUAAUUUUAGCCCAUUUUAUAUUGCCUGUCUGUAUACCAGUAUACAUGUACUGUAUAUUCUACCUGUAAGAACUUCAAUACAUAUGGACUGAGGACUCA
This is a messenger RNA of Dicentrarchus labrax (European seabass), 4654 nucleotides long. RefSeq names its product arf-GAP with coiled-coil, ANK repeat and PH domain-containing protein 2. The transcript has 24 exons. The record is from RefSeq and is a predicted model, not a curated record. Gene Ontology annotation, cellular component: cytoplasm. Gene Ontology annotation, molecular function: GTPase activator activity; protein binding. NCBI's taxonomy places the organism in Eukaryota, Metazoa, Chordata, Actinopteri, Moronidae. The coding region runs from base 155 to 2662 and encodes 835 amino acids.